GUUUGCCCCGUGUUAAAAUUUGUAAAAUAUUUACACUUCGCCUUCAACGUGUUAAAGGAGUGAAAUAAGGAGUUGCCAGAGGUCUUCACCCGCAAUCAAAGCCAUACAACACGAUGUCUCUAGAAACGUUGCCUCUUGAAAUAUUGGGCAUCAUAGUCAGGAAACUAGACACAAAGUCUGCAUAUAACUUGUAUGAAGCGUGUCAACAUGCGAGAGAUGCGAUCAGUGUCCCUGGAACGAUAAAGGAAUGCCAAUUUUCACUAAACACUUUGGCUACAGCCCAGUCUUUACGAUCCCACUUCUUCUUGGACAUUGCAAGCAAUUUGAAAGUCUUGAAUCUGAGUGGUGUCCACGACCUGACAAAAACAUCCCUCAAGCAAGCAGUGAGAAAGCUCAAUAAUUUGACUUCUCUCGAUGUAAGCUACACAAAUAUAGUGUUACCAGAUUAUAUUGAUAUUUAUAAAAUGUUGCCGGAAUUGAAAAGCUUAGCAAUCAAUUAUGACUUUGGGGACGAAUGGAAUCUUAGUGAAGAAUUAUUUAAUGUUUACCAGGACUCAUUCAAGAAUCUGAAAAACAUUCAUUUUGUUGGUGCGCCAUUUGAUUUGUUGUCAUUAGAUCUCCCGUUGUGGCUGCUGGACAAGGCCGAUAUUGACUGUCUAACAUUGACAAUGAUUCCUGAGGGAGCCUCCAUACCCUAUCAACAAUUUAAGAAACAUGAUUUAUCUGUUUUGGAAAGGAUAUCAUGUCUGAAAUUGUUUUUCAUGCCACUCCUUAGCGACAAUUUUAAUGCAAGCACUAUAUCCAAACAUUUUGACAUUAUUAAUUACGAGGUGUUAGUAUUACAAAGGCCAGUGCCUGACUUAUUACUUGCUACUCCAUUAUUACAAACAUGCAUUGAAAAAAAAAUCCAAAAAAUGGUGUGUCCUUUGAAAAAUUUGAAACCAUUCUUUUGUGGAGAUGUUGCCUUUAUGUUCUGGAAUAAAAAGAGCACUCGCUUCGAUGAUGAGUUUUUCUCGAGACUUACAUCUGUGGUUAAUGAUUACAUGCCUUACCGUUUUAAUUCUGGUGUGCAACGGGAGCGACCAUCAGUACCGUCCGUCCAUAAAUCCUAUUUGGUUGAACAAUAUUUUCUAGACAUCAAAAGUAAUGAGAUUUGUGAAAUGCCAUUGAAUCAGAGAGGAAAAACAAAUCGUCAAGCACUGCCGUGUUUUGUUUUAAAUUACGACGAAGAAUUCAAGAAUGAAGAAAAAGACAUAAAUUUAGAAGUACACUUUAAAUUGCCUUAUCGUCAACCAGUGGCAGUAACUCUUAAUAAUUGUGACUUUGUGAAGAAAUUGACACACUUGACUCUGUGCGGCAAUGUUCUCUACACUCCACAGUUUUUUAAAGUAUUGUUUGAGAAUGCAAAAUCUAUGGAAACAUUUGAGAUAACCCAUUUGCGCGGGAGCUUUUUGGUUUUGUCACUCCUAAAGUACAUGCCUAAAUGUAAAUCAUUGAAAAACUUUUUCUUGAACACUAAAAUUUCACAAUAUGGCUCACUGUAUAAAAUUCUUAGUGAUUGUAUAAAUUUAGAAAACAUAUAUUUGGUAAAUCCGGCUAAGGCUAUAGUAGAUUUUCCGAAUCCCAAAUAUUUGUUUAGUAAGUGUGUAAAUCUGUACAGCUUCACUUUACAGACAGACAUGUUUGAGACAGAGAGGGAGAAGACAUUAACGUUGUACGAACGCGUGAGAUGUGAAGUCGGUAAACCAGCUCUUAACAUUAGAAUUUCGCAGUACACUGACUAUAGCGAGAGUACAUACAGUCUGUUUUCUUGUGUGUACAAUGAGUUCAGAUUAAAACCAAAUAAGUUAAUAAAUGUUUAG
Amyelois transitella is the source of this 1862-nucleotide messenger RNA. RefSeq lists its product as uncharacterized. Gene Ontology annotation, molecular function: protein binding. The record is from RefSeq and is a predicted model, not a curated record. The transcript is spliced from 2 exons. Lineage: Eukaryota; Metazoa; Arthropoda; Insecta; Lepidoptera; Pyralidae. The coding region runs from base 114 to 1862 and encodes 582 amino acids.